Molecule: messenger RNA, 746 nt
Organism: Medioppia subpectinata
Lineage: Eukaryota; Metazoa; Arthropoda; Arachnida; Sarcoptiformes; Oppiidae
Source: the annotation of a GenBank genome assembly
CAGAUAACUAUCAGUUGCUGUAUAGGAGUUGUUCAGCAAGUUUUGUGCCUUAAAAAGUGCGAAAUACUUGUGAGACAUAAAUAAUACGGAUUCCUGAAUAAUAUUUUGGACAAACAUUGAAUACAAUGGCUGCCAAAGCCAUCAUCGCUUGGUUUGUAUCCAUUCACAGCAUAUUAACGGCAGUGAAUCGAUUGGAGUCGGUUCUGGUCGACGCCGUCUCUCCCGUCUCUUUCUAUGCGGACAAUCGCUUCGAUCAGACCAUUGCUUAUAAAUAUUUGCCGUCAAAUGAUCGCAAAGAAAUGCAAACCGAAAUACUCAGUCUUCUGGGCCUUCAUCACAGACCCAAACCUAGAUCUCAUGUGACUGAGAACUCGGCCCCAAAAUAUCUAAUAGAUUUGUACAAAUCGUUUCUCGAUGAAGAUAGCGGUAAUCUGAAGAUAACAAGCAGUAAAGCACCGGUGGUUAUCGAGGGGGAAGUGCUCAGCAAUAAUAGCCUAAACGCUAUUAACGAUUCCGAUAUUAUCAUGAGUUUUGUGAAUCAAAUUCACCGAAAGGCACCGCAUUUGCGACACGACAGGGACAGGAGGUUCUGGUUUGAUGUGAGCGAAGUAUCGCCCGAAGAGACCCUAAUGGACGCCGAACUGAGACUGUUUCGCGACCUAACGGACAGUAGUCUGCCGUCAAACCUGACAUAUCAUUUGACUUUAUAUACACUCUCAGAGGGAGACGAUCCACAGUUCGUAUAA